This is a messenger RNA of Cyprinodon variegatus (sheepshead minnow), 1039 nucleotides long. RefSeq lists its product as uncharacterized. The record is from RefSeq and is a predicted model, not a curated record. The coding region runs from base 94 to 846 and encodes 250 amino acids. NCBI's taxonomy places the organism in Eukaryota, Metazoa, Chordata, Actinopteri, Cyprinodontiformes, Cyprinodontidae. The transcript has 3 exons.
CAGACUCUUACUUUCCUGACUUGUUUUUCCUAUGAAUUUGCAAGACACUGCUGCCAAAUGUGAUUUACGUCUCUGUGAUCAAACCUGACAGCGAUGCAUCUGGGCCACCUGCUCAGCAGCACCUCCACUCUCCAAAUUUCCUCUCCAGGCGUCCCUUCCUCCCACCAAUUUCUCCUGGACUCCAGACGGCCCAAACAAGUCAGAGCUAUUAUAGCUCCUAUGAGGGGGAUGGAGAACAAUGGAGAAGUGCAGACAGCACAACCUCCAAGGAGCUGCAGCUCGCCCGAAGCUCCUGGGAAAUCUUGCUGGAGCUUGGACCUGAGGGUGGCCGUUCUGCUGGUGACUCUGGCUGCAGCUGUUAUCCUGCUGCUGCUCUACAAACUACUACAGCUGAGGCACAGGCUCAGACUGGCGAGGGCGAUGAAUGCUUUAGAGUACAGCAGCUUCUACCACAGCGCCACCUACAGGCUGAAACAUCCCACCGCCUGUCAGGAAACACCCUUCAAAAACGGGGUCAUCCCUGAAGAUACGACUCCGAUCCAAACCAUAGCGGCAGCAGUCUCUUCCACCGUCAUCGGCCUGCCUGCUCCUCCUCCACCUGCACUUCCUCUCCCACCGACUCCUGUUCUACCACCUCCACCUGAGCACCGCCCUUCGACUCCCCGCGUCCUGUCGCUCCCUCUCCCCCUGCCUCUGAUCCAAACCACCCCACCCAGCCCUCACCUGUCAUGGGGGGCCUGCUCGGAUGCAGAGGUUUACUCUCGGAUCGGUGCUUUCAGGCCUUCCAGGCUCUCCAGCCUCUCCAGCCAGUCCACAGUCAUCCUGUUUGAACACUCUGCACUGUGAAUGAACUCUAAAUGAUGACUAGAUAAACUGACUAAGACAGAAAUGUAAUCGUCAUCUGUAGUGCUAUCGUCUACAGAUAUUUACUCUGUAUCUCAAAUUUGUGCAUAAACCUUAAUAAAAAGUCAGUCCAGAGUCCCAUCAGAUGGCGUCAAACAGGAUGAGAAUCACAACCCUCCGAUGUGACUGAAUAAAA